This is a messenger RNA of Spirodela intermedia, 1765 nucleotides long. The record is from the annotation of a GenBank genome assembly. Lineage: Eukaryota; Viridiplantae; Streptophyta; Magnoliopsida; Alismatales; Araceae.
AUGGUGCGAGCUCCUGUGCCGGCGGCGCUUCUCGCCGGCGCCAGCGCCGUCCUCCUCCUCCUCUGCUCAUUCCAGGUCGCUUUCUCUCUCUCCAUCGGAGUCAACUAUGGUGCCCUCGCCGACAAUCUCCCACCGCCGGCGCAGGUGGCGGCGUUCCUCAAGGAGAACACCUUCAUCGACCGCGUGAAGCUCUUCGACGCCAAUCCCGUGUUCAUCCGAGCCUUCGCUGGCACCGGCGUCUCCAUGGUGGUCACCGUCGCCAACGGCGACAUCCCAGGCCUCGCCAAGCUGCCGGCGGCGCGCGACUGGAUCGCCGCCCACAUCGCGCCCUUCUACCCCGCCACCAACAUCUCCCUGCUCGCCGUCGGGAACGAGGUGCUGGCCACCUCCGACAAGAACCUCAUCGCCCAUCUCCUGCCGGCGAUGCGGUCCCUCACUGCCGCGCUAGCUCAGGCUGGCAUGGGGAAGAUCAGGGUGACGACCCCGCACUCGCUGGGCAUCCUCGCCGCCUCCGAGCCCCCUUCAACCGGCCGCUUCCGCAGGGGCUAUGACCGCGCGAUACUCGCACCAAUGCUGCAGUUCCACCGCCAGACGAAGACCCCAUUCAUGGUGAACCCUUACCCCUACUUCGGCUACACGGGGAGGACGCUGAACUACGCCAUCUUCAAGCCCAACGGGGGGGUCUUCGACUCCGCCACCGGUAUCAACUACACGAACAUGUUCGUGGCGCAGAUGGACGCGGUGUACUCGGGGAUGAAGCGGCUCGGUUACGGGGACGUGGAGAUCGCGGUGGGGGAGACCGGGUGGCCUUCCGUCGGGGAUGCCGAUCAGCCGGCGGUGUCUGUGGAGAACGCCGCCUCCUACAACGGGAACCUGAUCCGGGAGGUGAACUCCGGGAGGGGGACGCCGCUGAUGCCGGGGAGGAGAUUCGAGACGUACAUCUUCUCCCUGUUCAACGAGAACCAGAAGCCCGGGCCCACGGCGGAGCGCAACUUCGGCCUCUUCAGGGCGGACCUGACGCCGGUCUAUGACGUGGGGCUCACGCGGACGAGGGUACGCCGCUUCUCCUCUUUAAUGCCUGUUUUCUUCACCGUCAUUAAUUAAAGAAAUUGCACUGGCGAGGGGACCGUUGCGGCCCGGGAAGAGCGGUAGUGGCGGUGGGUGCGUGCCGAUUGUGCCGCCACUGUCGUCCCCACUCGCCUGAUAAAGGCGGGGAGCGGCUGACUGUGGAAUCACGUCGGCCGACUUGUAGUGCUGCCGCCUCUCCUCGUCGGCGGAUGCUUCUUGGGACCGACCACCUUUCGGUCUCCCUCCUCCUCUUUCUUUAUCCUGCCUGAUCUCUUCGUCUGCAUUCGUCUCCGGCGGGGUUGUGAUGCAGGCUGCCGCGGUGGCGGGGGGGAGGAGAUGGUGCCUGCCCAGCGGGGGGGCCAGCGAGGCGGCGCUGCAGGCGAACAUAGACUACGUCUGCAGCAGCGGGGUGGACUGCCGAUCGAUUCAGCAGGGGGGGGCGUGCUUCCUGCCCAACACUCUGCGCUCCCACGCGGCCUUCGCCAUGAACGCCUAUUACCAAUCCGCCGGCCGACACGACUUCAACUGCGACUUCGGCAAGACCGGCGUCGUCACCCUCUCCGACCCAAGUAAGCAAUCCUUCUCCAUAGCCGCUACUCUCUUCCUCUGACCCAACUUGCCGUCUUCCUCCUCCGCUGACCCAACUCGCCGUCUUCUUCUUCUCACAGGCUACGGGAGCUGCAAGUACCCCGCCUGA